Molecule: messenger RNA, 4705 nt
Organism: Scatophagus argus
Lineage: Eukaryota; Metazoa; Chordata; Actinopteri; Scatophagidae
Gene: lancl2
Product: LanC lantibiotic synthetase component C-like 2 (bacterial)
Exons: 10
Coding region: 240-1535 (431 amino acids)
Biological process (GO): carbohydrate metabolic process; peptide modification
Cellular component (GO): plasma membrane
Source: RefSeq, a predicted model, not a curated record
GUGAUGCGGUGACACAUGGCUGACUGUACCGCCUGCACGCUCUAACUACUGCGGCUUCCACUUUCCAUUCACCGGGAAACAGGACAGGCUGGACACUGGGAUGCUGAGAGACUGGAGGCUGCCGCAACCACCGACCGUGAUCAACCACAGACAAACAAGCCCUAAAGAGAGCGGGGACCAUAUUAUAGCCUAUUGAUCGUGUGACUGAGGAUUUUUAUCCCUGCCGAGCCGCCGUAGCGAUGGGAGAUAACAUGUCCAAGCGACUCAAGCUCAUCUCGGCUACAGAGGCAGAGAUGGAAGAGCGCUCUUUUCCAAACCCGUACCCUGACUGGGACCAAGGAGUCCUGACCUCCAACUCCGGAGCUGACGUAGAUUACAAUGAGCCCUUUGACGCAGAAGGAAAGGUGAGUGCGGCAUUCCAGAAAAAGGUCCAGAAUAAGAUCAAAGAUCUCCUCCAGCAGAUGGAAGAGGGCCUGAAGACUGCUGACCCCCAUGACUUCUCCACUUACACCGGCUGGACAGGCAUUGCUUUGCUGUAUCUCCAGCUGCACCGGGUGUCCCAUGAGGCCUCCCACCUGCAGAGGGCGCUGGACUAUGUGAAGAGGACCAUGAGAAUCCUGAAUGGUCGCAAAGUGACAUUCUUGUGUGGGGAUGCGGGGCCGCUUGCAGUGGGUGCGGUGGUCCACCACAAACUGAACAACGCAGCCGACAGCAUGGACUGCCUGUCCAGGCUCCUCCAGCUGCAGCGGUCAGUGCUGAGUCCGGACUCAGAGAUACCAGACGAGUUGCUGUAUGGCCGGGCUGGCUACCUUUAUGCUCUGCUCUACGUUAACAGAGAGAUAGGACCUGACACUGUGGAUGAGGGCACAAUCGUAAAGGUGGUGACAGCCAUCGUGGAAUCAGGAAAGAAUAUGUCCGCAGAGCAGAAGAAGACAGAUCGCUGCCCUCUGCUCUAUGAAUGGCACAAGAAGCAGUACAUUGGUGCUGCACAUGGCAUGGCUGGCAUCUAUUACAUGCUCAUGCAGCCAGGAGCAAAGGUCCAUCCAGACAUUCUAUCAGAGGUGGUUCGUCCCAGUAUUGACUACAUCCGCCACAAGAGGUUUCGUUCGGGUAACUUCCCGUCAUCGCUGAGUAACGAGAGUGACCGGCUUGUUCACUGGUGCCAUGGAGCCCCUGGCGUCAUCCAUAUGCUCAUCAUGGCUCAUAAGGUGUUUAAAGAGGAGAAGUACUUGAAGGAGGCUGCAGAAUGCGCUGAGGUGAUCUGGCACCGGGGCCUGCUUAGAAAAGGUUACGGUAUCUGCCACGGCACCGCCGGCAACGGCUACGCCUUCCUGUCCCUUUACAAACUCACCCAGGAGAAGAAAUAUCUGUACCGUGCCUGCAAGUUUGCUGAGUGGUGUUUGGCGUAUGGGACUCAUGGUUGUCGCAUCCCAGACAGACCCUACUCUCUUUUUGAAGGCAUGGCAGGGACCAUUUAUUACCUGUCAGAGAUGGCGAACCCCGAAGCUUCCGGUUUCCCCGCCUUUGAACUUUGACCUGCCAACUAAUGGGAUUGAAGAUGAUAAAGAGGGACAGGGACAAACUGUUUUGGACAGUGACUUGAGUUUUUGUUCGAACACUUGAUAAGGAUUUCUUUGUGAUACAGCUUUCAACCUUGGUCAUGAGGAUGUGGUGACAAAAUAAGACUAAAAAUGAAGAUCAGGUUGGAACUGAGCAAAGUUGGUGCAACUGAUUGUUUGUCGGAGUAAACAUAUGGUUUUGUUUAUGAAAUUCAAAACAAUCCAAGAAGAUAGAGGGAGGAUUAUUUUAGGGCAAAACUACGGGUUGAAUGUUAAAGUGAGAAUAAAAGCAGCAAGUGGACUGAAGAGGAUGAUGUUGGAUAUUUUCCUUCUUGACACUUAACAUCCUGUGGGGCCUAUUUUAGAAACACAGUCAAGGUCCCCUGUCAUCCUCCAGUGUGUUGAAGUGAAGACAUGGACACCGUGUUUCGUACAUACCCACAAAGAACACAGUCUAUGCCCUCAGCCUUUAAUGUAUUAGCACCUAGGCCUGGAAAGAGGGAGUGUGUGUGUGUGUGUGUGUGUGUGUGUGUGUGUGUGUACAUACGUGAGUGUGCAGUGAACUAAAGUUGUUUUAGUAAUUCUUUGUGUCUGCAUGCUCGCUGUAAUUGGCUCUUUGUGCCUCAUAUCUUGUCAACGUAGUACUUUCCUCUCUGUGUAUUUGUUGUGUGCUGUUUCUGUUCCAUUUGUCACAGAGCGGGUGACAGUUUCACCCUCAUCUCUCAUUUCAAGUCAAAACUAGCUUUGUGCGAGCGUUAACAUUGCCAGACUUUUGUUAAGCUAAGCAGUAUAUCAGCUGUGAAGUGAUAAUUACCUUUUAUUUUGUGUUUGUUUUAGUGUAAGGGAGUAUAGAUUGUGAUAUUACAGCUAUUGUGCAUAUUUUCUUCCAUUUUUCAGAAGAGGACAGAACAGUUAUUGAAUGGGAGGGCGUUUUCAUUGGGAACAGUACUGCUAGGUGACUGUCAAAAACUUGGUAUUUCACCUGGAUGUAUGUGGUUUUGCAGUAUGUAACAAAAAUAUUUUCAGUUUUCAAAAAAUAUUUUCAGUUUUCAGUCACAGUGAUGAUAUGAUAAAAGUAAAAAAAGAGUUUUUGUUAAAAUUAGGCAUGAGGUCUUGUAAGUUUAUUCUUAGGGGUAAAGUUUGCUAGUUUAACCAAAAAGUGAUGACACGACACAGUUUGAGCCAAUGAGGGCUCAUAUCAGGCCCACAACAGGACGUAAGGCACCUGUAUUAACACUAAUUGUUUAAGCCCUCUGUCCGAUCCAUUAUACUGUUGAGGUGUAUUUCACUAUUAUCACCGAUUCCCACUAGACAUAGUGUUUUGUUCAUGUUAAUACAGCAUCUGCUGAGUCACCUGAAACAAAACACAAAAGACAACGCACACUCACUGUUCCCUUGCAAGUAAUGCUAAGAAGGCGGGCAUAGUUAGCAUUAGCUAUCUCACUUUUGUGGAUCCAGUUGUGCUAAGAGUAACAUAUGGUGUGCUCAAGCUAAUGCUAAUGUUAAGCAGCGGCUAACAAUGUGCCCCUUAUUUUUGGAUAGCCAUUUCUAAUCAAGACAAAAACUAAGGAUAAAGUGAUUUCUCAGCAAAACAUAGUGGACAUAGUAAGACACAAGCUAAGUAGCAUAGCUAGUUAAAACAGCUAUGCUUCUCCCAGCUGAAACAGAGAAACCACCAGACAAAAAAGCAUUGUUUUGCAUUGCUGGCAUUUUUGCUGAAACCAGUCCCAAGCUACCUUGUUGACUUGCAUAGCUCUACGUAUUGGCUUUCAGUUAAUUUUAUAGUGAUUUUCUACCUUUCCCUUGCUUGGAUGUAAUGGGUUCACACAGUGGGAAUUUUAGCCUACUUCUGCUUCAAACAGCUGUGAAAUCUUUUUGGCUUGUAUCAAUGAGUUUCAAUUGUCACCUAACAUCUGAGAUUAGAGCUAGUACACUGUAAUUUAAUUAAACCUAAUGGGCCAUUGUGAGAAGUUUUCUUAUAUGAACCCCCCAGUUGAUGUUGGCUAAAACAGAAGGCCCCCAGCUGUACUAUUCAGUGUACUAUCAAGAAACAAGAUGUUGCUAAGUACUAUUUAGGGACGGGUGCCAUCUAGGUGCAGUAUCCUAUCAGAGCGAGGCCUAAAAAUGUUUUCCAAGUGUUGACUCAUCAUCAAGUCAUCAUAAUAAAGCAUAUGUUUUGUUCACAUUGUUAAAGUUGAAAGCUAAUUGAAAUUUAGCCAUUGAGACAAUUGACAAAUGCAGCUAAAAACAUUACAAUUACUGAGAUAAAGUUAGUAGCUUUAUAGGAGAAAAAGAUUGUGUCUUACAUGUAUUAAUGAUAUGCAUUUAUAUUAAUAAAAAUGAUGCCUGUUAGGAUAAACAUUUAUAAAUUUUAAGUUCUUAAAGUACACUCAGUUAAGAAAUGUACUUUAAUAGCAGACAUGAAUAGAUUCAUUAACAGUCCCACUAAUUUAUUUUUUCUUUUUUAGAUUAAUCAAGGUCUUAAAUAGAAAAUGAAAGCAACUUAUUAAUAACUGUUCAGUAUAAUGCUGUUUACAGCACUGUUCACAUCAGGCAGGUAACAUGGUUUAGUCCACUCAGAGUUAAUACAUGACUUCUUUUGCAAAACUAAAACCUGAGCUUACAUGGAAGGCAUCAUGGUCUGUGUGCUACCAGCAAAGGCGUGAAAUAUUAGCAGGUGGCAAAAGUGUGCAGUAUUAAAAUUAAUCCCGACAGCACAUGAAUGCACAUAAAUGCCUGUUUCUCUUGCAGAAUUUUCAUCAUGAAUGUUUUGGCAUGAGAAUAAUAUCACAUAUAAAACGUGUGUGUGUGUGUGUGUGCGUUCCUCUGUCAGAGUGUGCCCAGGUUCACUGCUUCCAUUGUGUUUGGCAUUAAUUUUUUAUCCUGAUCCUGGUAUUGAAGCGUGUUUGACCUUUUAUCCAUGUGUCUGUGUAUAUGAUUUUCUCAGCCUAAUAAAUGUCAAGAUAGGAAUGUGUGUGUGUUUAUUUUUUCACAUUAAACUUCUGGACUGGCUGCAGUGACAGCAGCAGUAAUGACAAGAUGUCUUCAUUGUUCUUCUUAGCCUGCGUUUUGACUAAUCUGUGCUUAUGAAGAAUUCAUGCAAGGUUUGAUAUUGUUGGAAAUAAAGAAUGAAUAGAGUGCCGGUA